Messenger RNA from Brassica rapa (field mustard), 2395 nucleotides. Its product is annotated as protein trichome birefringence-like 8. NCBI's taxonomy places the organism in Eukaryota, Viridiplantae, Streptophyta, Magnoliopsida, Brassicales, Brassicaceae. Gene Ontology annotation, cellular component: Golgi apparatus. The record is from RefSeq and is a predicted model, not a curated record. Gene Ontology annotation, molecular function: O-acetyltransferase activity.
GGAAAGUGUUGAUCAUGGGAUGAGAUUACAAGAUGAAAAGAGUGUGGGGCUAACUUUUUUUUUGGAACACAAAGUGUGGGCCUAGCCAAGAGAUUAAAGAAUAGUGCAUAGCAUGUGUGUAAAAUGUUUAUUACAUCGUCUUUUCUAUCUGGUCCAGAGCAAAACCUAAGGACCAUUUUAUUCUAUUUACUCUACUUUGGUUUCUUUAUUGUCUUUUUUUUGCAUCGCAAAAAAGUGUAGAAGGAAUCUCUGAAUCAUUUUUACAAGAUACUUUGACAAAAAAAAUUUAGGUCCCAAUUGUUUCUUGGAGUUUGAGUUUGAUUUUGCGUUUCUAUGAUUAGAAUAUAACAUGACGCAAUUGCAAAUGCAAACUCAAACGAAUAGAUCGGGACUUUAGUAUUCUCCUUCGUGUUUAAAUUUAGAUAUUCCUCUAUUUGGCUCCUUUAAGUGCUUGCUGAUAAGCUCAAAUUAUUCCUUUUUAUCUUCGAGAGUUUUCAUCCACCAGUUCAAUGAAGUCUGUUCUCUAUUACUAUAGCUUAUGUAAAUAAACAAACCAUCUCUUUCAAUAUGUAACAAUACUUUGUAUGUAUGCGUACAAAACUUGUAAAUAUACCCGCGUUUAUCAUAAGAAGAAAACCAUCAAGUUAAUUUAUGAAUAGCUUUGUUUUAUUGUCCAGAUGAUCGAUCUAAAUUAAACAUGUACCCGAAAGUGGGAGAAAACUUCUUUUACUGUACGUUAAUUGAUUUUGUGAGAUGCAUCUAUUAAUAUUUGUUUAUGUCACAUGCAUGGAUUGAUAGGGGAAUCUUACGAGUUAUUACGUUACCGGAACAUGUAUGUAUUUAUUAAAACUUUCCUCUGGCAAAAGAAGACCGCAUUAAUAAUUUUCACGUCUCUUCUUUACAAAGACGAGAGAUAGAAAUUUUAUGCGGACAUGGAUCAUCAUCAAGAAUCAAAUUCUCCGAAGCAGCUCUUCCCUCUAUCUUCGUCUCCUUUCUUCUCAACCUUCAAGACCAAGAAACAUAUUUUCGUGGGGACUUCUCUCCUCAUCAGUUUCCUAAUAAUCUCCGUUAUAUUCGUCAAUCUAGCCCGCUUCGAGCCUCAUCUAUAUUUUGGAUUCUUAUCUUCAUCAUCGAAAACACUAACGAAGGAACAAAGCAACAACAACGUAUGCGACUAUUCGUACGGAAAAUGGGUUCGUAGACAACAACGUGACAUGGAAGAAACGUCUUACAGAGAAGAUUGUCGGUUUCUAGAUCCUGGUUUUCGUUGUCUGAAUAACGGAAGAAAAGAUUCUGGUUUCCGACAAUGGAGAUGGCAACCACACGGCUGCGAUCUUCCACGAUUCAACGCAAGAGAUUUUCUGGAGAAGAGUCGGAACGGGAGGAUUGUGUUCGUCGGAGAUUCCAUCGGAAGAAACCAAUGGGAAUCUCUUUUGUGUAUGCUUUCACAAGCCGUGUCUAACAAGUCUGAGAUAUAUGAAGUAAACGGGAACCCUAUAAGCAAGCAUAAGGGUUUCCUCUCUAUGCGAUUUCCAGAACAAAACCUAACAGUCGAAUAUCAUAGAACACCUUUUCUUGUCGUGGUUGCUAGACCACCUGAGAACUCACCGGAAGAUGUCAAGAUGACUGUUAGAGUCGAUGAGUUUAACUGGCAGUCGAAAAGAUGGGUCGAUUCUGAUGUUCUAGUGUUCAACACAGGACAUUGGUGGAACGAAGACAAAACCUUUAACUCAGGUUGCUAUUUUCAGGAGGGAGGUAAAUUGAACAAGACAAUGGGAGUAAUGGAGGGAUUUGAGAAGUCUUUGAAGACAUGGAAGUCAUGGAUAUUAGGAAAGCUAGAUUCUGAGAGUAGCUAUGUCUUCUUCAGAAGCUUUUCUCCCGUGCAUUACAGGUCUUGUUUCACAACAAUCUAUGUGGGUGAAUCAGAGACAAGAGUCUCUAGAAUCUAUGGUAACCAAAGCUUUUUGGGGUGUUGCAGGAAUGGGACAUGGAACUUGGGUGGUUUGUGUGAUGCAGAUACAGAGCCAGAAACUGAUAUGAUGAAAAUGGAACCUGACCCUAUCCACAACAAUUAUAUGUCUGAAGUAAUACAAGGAAUGAGAUAUGAACAUAGUAAUGUUAAGUUUUUGAACAUUACAUAUCUGACCGAGUUCAGGAAAGAUGCUCAUCCUUCGCGGUAUCGAGAGCCAGGAACUCCAGAAGAUGCUCCUCAAGAUUGCAGUCACUGGUGCUUACCCGGUGUGCCCGACACAUGGAAUGAGAUCCUCUAUGCGCAGCUAUUGGCAAUGAAUUACCGAACAAAAUGAAAAAGAGGUACACAAGUAUUCUUAGUCAUAUGCUAUUUUCUCGAUGCUUUCUUCGGGCUCAGUUUCAUUUGUUUGCAGUUCCUUGACUU